This is a messenger RNA of Sclerotinia sclerotiorum 1980 UF-70, 438 nucleotides long. RefSeq lists its product as hypothetical. The transcript has 2 exons. Bases 1 to 438 code for a protein of 145 amino acids. Gene Ontology annotation, molecular function: DNA binding. NCBI's taxonomy places the organism in Eukaryota, Fungi, Ascomycota, Leotiomycetes, Helotiales, Sclerotiniaceae. The record is from RefSeq and is a predicted model, not a curated record.
AUGGUAUCGACAUUAAAUGAAUGCGAUAUCGUUAUGGCGAUGGAGGUAAUGGCUAAAGAUAAAAAUUUAAGCCUCUGGAAAGCUGCCAAGAUUUACAAUAUUACUCAUACAACACUCAUACAUAGAAUGAAAAAGAUCACUCCUGCCUCCGAAUAUCGUCAAAAACAGCAUAAAAUUACUAAAAUUGAAGAGGAGGAAUGUGAUAUAUGGAAUUUUGAUGAAACAGGCUUUAUGAUGGGAGUGAUAUCCUUUAGUAUGGUUAUUACUAGUGUAGAUAGAUGUGGCAAAAGUAAAGGAAUACAGCCAGGCAAUAGAGAAUGGUCGACAGCGAUUGUAUGUGGUAAUGCAACGGGGGAGAAUAUACCUCUAUAUCUCCUUGUUCAAGGACAAAUGCACCUAGCCAAUUGGUACAGCGAGACGGAUAUGCCUCCCGAAUGA